AGGACUAAAAAGACAAAUAGUAAAAUGAAACAGGCCGACAAGCUCUCCUAUUAACCAUGGUCCUUGCAAUUAUAUCUGUCAGCACAGGUACAUUCAUCCCAAACAUAAACUCAGAUACGGUUUUCCUAACUUCCUCGAACACCCACAAAAAUGGCAGUGAGCAACAACAUCACAGGGGCCCUGAAUUUUGUAGCAAUGGUAUUAUCGGUGCCAAUUAUAGGAACAGGCAUCUGGCUGGCCACUAGGGAGGAUGCAGAGUGUGUGAGAGUUCUUCGUUGGCCACUCAUAGUGGUAGGAACAAUUCUACUGUUAAUUUCUUUUGCAGGCUUUGUGGGUGCCUUCUGGAGAGUCCAAUAUCUGCUAGUGAUAUAUCUGAUAUUCAUGCUUCUCUUCAUUGUUCUGCUGUUGGCAUUCGUGAUAUUUGCCUUUAUAGUUACCAACAAGGGAGGUGGGCACAGUGUUCCUGGUAGGAAUUAUAAGGAAUACCAGAUCAGUGAUUUUUCGGGCUGGCUGAGAAAUUAUGUUGAGAAAAGUAGCCACUGGAAUCGGAUUGAAAGGUGUUUAAGUUCUUCUGAUGUGUGCCGAAAGCUGAAUCAGAGGUACCUGAGUGCCCAAGAUUUCUUCAAUGCUCACCUCACUCCCGCUGAGUCAGGAUGCUGCAAACCUCCAACAUUCUGUGGUUACACUUUUGUGAAUCCAACAUUUUGGGUAAGUCCAACCAACCAAAAUGCAGAUCUUGACUGUAUGGUGUGGAGCAAUGACCAACUGCAGCUGUGCUAUAACUGCAACUCUUGCAAAGCUGGGAUUCUGGGAAAUAUCAAAAGAGAAUGGAAAAAGAUAAACAUCAUUCUAAUUGUGGCACUUGUGGCUCUCAUAUGGGUAUAUCUGGUUGGUUGUAGUGCUUUCCGAAACGCCCAGACAGAGGACCUAUUUAGGAGAUACAAGGAACGUUUUACCUCAUGAAGCAUGCAGACAAGGAAGUUGUGACUAUGUUAGGAUAGCUCUCUUAGGUAGACUCUUAUCUGUCAAAAUCUUGAUAAAGUGUUGGGACAAACAAAAUUAGCUUUUCAUACUCUUGUUGUAUGUCUAAAUGUUUGUGGAGUGCAAGCCCACACAAGGUCUCAAGAAACAAUAACACUGAUGGAGAAAGGGUCUGGAUUGUAACAAAUUUUCUUUCCCAGUCAUGCAAGUAAUGUUAUCCAAGAAUGUUAUAGAUAGCAUCAUGACAACAUUGGAUUUCAGCAUCUACUAGAUUUAGAAUCACCAAUAUAUCACAGCAUGUUGAAUUCAGGCCUCAAA
Cryptomeria japonica (Japanese cedar) is the source of this 1299-nucleotide messenger RNA. Its product is annotated as protein TORNADO 2-like. The record is from RefSeq and is a predicted model, not a curated record. The coding region runs from base 151 to 963 and encodes 270 amino acids. Gene Ontology annotation, cellular component: plasmodesma; plasma membrane. Gene Ontology annotation, biological process: auxin-activated signaling pathway. Lineage: Eukaryota; Viridiplantae; Streptophyta; Pinopsida; Cupressales; Cupressaceae. The transcript is spliced from 2 exons.